AUGGCGGGCUCAGCGCUGUCUUACCUGGCCGCUCCACCCACCCUGUAAGCACUCCGCCGCAUUCUUCCGCCGUGACAGUGGGCGCGGGCGUGCCUGUGCGACCAUCCUCCGCGGGCGUGUGUGUGUGUGUGUGAGAGAGACGGAUUCGCGGGGAGAUCAGUCGCGUCCUGGAGAGUGUCGGGGGAACACGCGCGCGCGCAACAACCGGUGGUCUCUUGGGGGGAAAAGCUGUCGUGGUUAUUUGGCUGCUUUUUUAAAAUUGUGUCUGUCUAUUGGGGAGAGGGAGGGAGUUUGGAGGACCGAGUGGAGUGCUGGGAGUGGAGUGGCGCCGCGGGAGACGAACUGUCAUUCCCCGGGAGGAUAUCGCAGCGGCUGCACCUGCGCUCCGGCCGUCCGAGGCUGCCCUGUGCCAUCCUCGUGGAAUCCUAGGUUGCUGGAGGGGCAGCGUCCUUCGCCCUCCCUCGAGUUCUCGCCGAGGAACCGCGAGGGAGUGUCCGCAGGAAGGAAGGAGGCCGAAGGGAGUGGGGGAAGAGUGUGCCAUAACUCCGUGCGCCUUGUGCCCCGCGCCCGUGCCCCGAGGCCAGUCUAGCCUUACAUACACAGGUUCUUUAUGCCUCGCCUGUGAUCCCGGGCAGGUACGUGGGCACCGGGCAUCUUUCUUCUCUCGUCUUGAGACUCUCAAGAAAGGGAUCUUGUGAGCUAUUUUGCAAGUGACGAGGAUCCUGAGAGACAGAUAGCAUGGGCGGGCGCGGGCAGUGUUGCCGAUGGUGGCGAUAACGUGAGACUCAAAAGAGAAAGAAAGUGAGUGAGGGAGAGAGAGAGAUAUAAGGAAGAAAAAAAGAAGAAGAGUGAGAGAACGGAGACCGCAGAAAGGCCAGGGAGACCGACAACCCCCAUACCCCACCCCUCCCCUCUACCCACACACAUACCCCUACACACACCCACACAAGCCCUCCCUCCCUCAACAUGGGCGGAAGUGUGGGCAAGGGCGGGUCGGGCAAGAGUGGCUCCUCCCUCCUGGAUGCCCUUCCUUCCCUCAACGCGCCCUUACACGUCGUCAUGCUCGGCCUCGACUCUGCGGGCAAGACCACGGCGCUCUAUCGACUCAAGUUCGACCAGUACCUCAACACCGUGCCCACCAUCGGGUUCAACUGCGAGAGAAUCAAAGGAACUUCAGGGAAAUGCAAAGUCUACCACCACGAAUCUGACCCCCGUCCCUCCUUCCUCCCUCAGGUCGAGAAGGUCCUUGGGCUGAAAGACCUCGGUCCGGCGCAACUGUACCACGUCCAGCCUUCUUGCGCAAUAAUAGGAGACGGUCUAGAGGACGGCUUGGAGUCCCUGUACGAUAUGAUUUGCAAGAAGAAGAAGAUUAACAAAAACAAUCACAAAAAUAGCAAGAAAAGGUGAUAGCGGUCGUGUUACGGGCGCCUUGUGAUACUCAGAACGUUUGUUUGUGUGUGUGGGAGUGUGUAUGUGUGUGUGUUAUAUUAGCGAUAGGGAACAAUUUUUUUGUAAUUAAAAAAAUAUUGAAAAAAAAAUUAAUAAAUUAUAUGAAUGAA
This is a messenger RNA of Penaeus indicus, 1559 nucleotides long. RefSeq names its product ADP-ribosylation factor-like protein 4C. Gene Ontology annotation, cellular component: cytoplasm; plasma membrane. Gene Ontology annotation, molecular function: GTPase activity; GTP binding. Gene Ontology annotation, biological process: vesicle-mediated transport; intracellular protein transport. The transcript is spliced from 2 exons. The record is from RefSeq and is a predicted model, not a curated record. Lineage: Eukaryota; Metazoa; Arthropoda; Malacostraca; Decapoda; Penaeidae. Bases 967 to 1407 code for a protein of 146 amino acids.